AUGGCUACCUUCAAAGCAUCCAAGAUCUUGGUGUUCGGCGCGACUGGCCAGAUUGGUGUUUUCAUCACAGCGGCAUUGCUAGAUGCCAGCCCCUCUUUUGACCAAAUCACCAUCUUCACAUCGCCGACCACAGUGGAGAGGAAAGCAGACUUGCUCGAUGGCUGGAAGAAGAAGGGACUGAAGAUCAUCGCCGGCGAUGUCGACGACACGGAGCAAAUCAAGGCGGCUUACAAGGAUGCCGAUACCGUUAUAUCUGCGCUGGGUAGAAAUGUGAUUGAGAAGCAAAUCGAUCUCAUUAAAUUGGCCGAGGAGACCGACUCUGUCAAAUGGUUCUUCCCCUCCGAGUACGGAACGGAUAUCGAAUACGGUCCCAAGAGCCCCAACGAGAGGCCUCACCAGGCCAAGCUCAAGGUACGCAAGUACAUCCGCGAGAGUGUUCAGAGACUCAAGUACACGUACCUGGUAACGGGCCCUUACGUCGACAUGUUCUUGACUUUGCCGUCGAUUGCGCAAGAGGCUGGCGGGUUUGACACAGCUGCCCGUAAGGCAGUCCUGAUUGAAGACGGCGAAGGGAAGACUGGUCUUAUCACCAUGAAAGAGUACGUUUCCAAUUCCACACGCUUACCCGUGUCCCCCAGUACUGACUUGAGUGUUCAAAGCGUUGGUACAACAUUGGUGGCAUCGCUUCGUCACCCCGAGGCAUCCUUCAACCGAGCUCUCAAAGUUCAGUCCUUCGUGGCGACCGGCAAGGAAAUUGUGGCCGAGUACGAGAAGCAGACUGGAGAGAAGUGGGAAAUCGUCUAUUCGUCGCUGGAGACCUUGAAGAAAGCUGAGGAGAAGGCGUGGGCUGAGGGCAUCCCUUACGCCACCAUCUUUACCUUGCGACGCAUCUGGGCUGAGGGCGGCACUUUGUACGACAAGACUGACAAUGAGAGGAUCGGGCUUGGACCAGACGACGUUGAGAGCUUAGAGAUCGCUGUCAAGAGAUCACUGGGGACUGUGGCUGCUAGCGGCGCUGAAAUGCGUAACAGCGACGUGUGGCAGCUGUGGCAGCUGUGGCAUGUGGGCAGCUUCCCCAUGACCACCGGCGACUUCCCCAGCUUUCCCAACUUCGCUUUGUCGUCCCGACUGCCCCCCUCUCGAACGAGGCAGCAUCCAGCGUCGUUCGCCAACAUGGCUCCUUCGGGUCUUCGACAGUGCAUGCACGAUGUCAGCCUAUACUUGCUUGUCUUAAUUUCUGUCUCGACUUUGGGCCCCCUGCAGUUCGGCUUCCACCUUGCCGAGCUCAACGCCCCUCAAGAUGUCCUUACCUGUCGAAAGAAGUCAAUUGCGGCCAAGGGAGUGAAGCUUACAUGGGUGCACUCGAAGGCGCCGGACCCCGAGCCCUGGCUCCCCGAGUGUAUUCCCAUGUCCGACGCCGUCUUCGCGACCGUCUCCUCCAUCUUCACUGUCGGUGGCCUGCUCGGUGCUCUUUGUGCCGGCCCCUUGUCUUCGAAGCGCGGCCGACGUCCUGCUAUGCGAGUCACGUCCAUUUUAUACAUUAUCGGUGCCAUCAUCGAAACCCUCGCUGGAGGUGCUGCUGCUCUGGCAAUCGGCCGAUUCUUCACGGGUAUGGCGGCUGGCGCGUCUACCGUCAUUGUUCCACUGUACAUCAGUGAAAUCGCGCCACCAAAGGAGCGCGGUCUGUUUGGUGCCAUGACUCAGGUCUCCAUCAACGUGGGCAUUCUUGCCGUCCAAACUCUGGGCUUCUUCCUGAGCUACGGGAAGGCUUGGCGCUGGAUCUUGGCUGCCGGCGUCUUCAUUGCGUUGGCGCAGGCUUCCGGCCUCAUGUUGAUUCCUGAGAGCCCGGCGUGGCUGGCUGCCAACGGCGAUGUCCCGAAGGCUCGCCGUACUCUGCAGCGUAUCCGUGGCAAGGACUUCGACAUCAGAGAGGAAGUCGAGAGCUGGGAUGGGGAAGUGAACGCUGAGCAAGAGGGUCUCUUGGCCCAGAGCGACGACGUGCCGCCAGUGUCUCCUGGCCUGCCCAAGCACACCUCGCCUGUCCAUCUUGGAUUCUUCGACGUGAUCAAAGACCCGCUUCACCGACCUGCUAUCGCCGCUAUUAUCGGCAUCAUGUUUGCCCAGCAGCUGUGUGGCAUCAACUCUGUCAUCAUGUACUCGGUAUCUCUCCUGAACGACUUGUUGCCCGUCAGCUCCGCCCUACUGACGAUUUUGAUUUCUGUCAUCAAUCUCAUUACCACUGCGGCUUGCUCUCCGCUGCCGGACAAGCUCGGAAGAAAGACCUGCAUCCUGAUCUCCAUCAUUGGACAGGGAAUCAGCUCGCUGGUUCUUGCUCUUUCUAUUCAGUUCGGGGUCAAGAUCUUGUCGGCUGUGUCAGUCGUUUCAUUUGUAGCAUUUUUCGCCGUUGGCCUUGGACCAGUUCCUUUCAUCCUUGCGUCCGAAAUGGUCGGACAAGAGGCUGUUGGCGCUGUCCAGUCCUGGUCUCUAGGAUCCAACUACAUUGCAACCUUCCUGGUUGCUCAGUUCUUCCCGAUCGUCAAUAAUGCCUUCAACAAUUGGCUCGGAGGAGCUGGCUGGGUGUACUUCCUCUUCGCCGGCUUCGCUGCACUUUUUGCCCUGUUUGUUUCGGUGAAGGUGCCCGAAACCCGGGGCAAGAAGGACGCAGACGAAGUCUGGGGACGCACUAGACGGCUCGACUAA
Colletotrichum lupini is the source of this 2700-nucleotide messenger RNA. RefSeq lists its product as uncharacterized. Gene Ontology annotation, biological process: monosaccharide transmembrane transport. Gene Ontology annotation, cellular component: membrane. NCBI's taxonomy places the organism in Eukaryota, Fungi, Ascomycota, Sordariomycetes, Glomerellales, Glomerellaceae. The coding region runs from base 1 to 2700 and encodes 899 amino acids. The transcript has 4 exons. Gene Ontology annotation, molecular function: oxidoreductase activity; hexose transmembrane transporter activity. The record is from RefSeq and is a predicted model, not a curated record.